Messenger RNA from Vitrella brassicaformis, 1600 nucleotides. Lineage: Eukaryota; Vitrellaceae. The record is from the annotation of a GenBank genome assembly.
UGCUCUGCCAGCUUAGCCUCCGACUCGGCGAAGAAUGGCAUCAUUUUUCGUCCACGGAAGGCAGAUUUGCCUUCUCCAUUCCCCCCAGCACUUCCUGCUAACGCUGCGUCACCUCUUCCAGACCGUCAAGGAGCGGGCAGUCAUCUCGGCCCUCUAUGUCGGCACGGGAGACCCGGAGUCGGCCGUCAUCCGAGAUCUGCUCUCGGCAUGCAAGGCGCGCGGCAGGGCAUUGCAAGUGGACGUCCUGCUCGACUGCCUCAGGGGCACACGCAAGGACAAGACCACCGAGGCGUCGUCCGUCAACAGGCUGCUGCCCGUGUUGUGGAGCGGGCAGACCAGGGCCCGUGUGGCGCUCUUCCACACGCCGCUUCUCUCGGGGCCUCUGAAGCGAGUGCUGCCCGCGCGCAUCAACGAGGUGCUUGGCACGCUGCACGUCAAGGUGUUCAUUGCGGACGACACGGCGGUGCUCACGGGAGCCAAUCUCAGCACCUCUUACCUCACCGACAGGCAGGACAGGUACGUCGUCAUCCGCGACGCGUCGGUGGCCGACUACCUGCACCAGAUCGUGAGCAGCGUAUCGGCGUGCAGCUAUCAGCUCGAGGACAACGGCGACCUGCUGCUGCCCUCGUCUGUUCCCGACCCAUCCCAGCGGCCAGAUGACUUCGCGGCCUAUCUCGGCGAGCGGCUGCAGCCGUAUCAAGCAGUUUCCACGACAGGAGGAAGACAUGGCCUGCCUCACUGGCGGACAGAGGAUAUACCGCCCCAUUGCAGGAGGGCAGACCUCACUGGGCCGAAGACAGCUGCAUUGCAGUCGUCCCUCGCCCGUGUGUCGUUUCGGCUGCAAGCUGGCUUCAUCUCGCCACCCAUCAUGGACGAGCUCACGCUUCUGGAGGAGGUCCUCGCCAACGCCGCUGAGAGCGGGCAGCGAGUGGUGCUGGCGUCGGGCUACCUCAACCCCCCGACGCAGCUACGGGAGGCCCUGCAGAAGUUCGCUGCGACGAGGGCAGAGAAGGGGAGGGAGGGAGAGGGGGGGAAGAGCAGUUCAUCUGCUACUGCUGCUCUCAGCUUGGUGACGGCGGCGCCUGAGGCCAACAGCUUCCACAACUCUCGGGGUCUGUCGUUCUGGAUCCCGGCAGCCUACGCAUCAGCGGGCGCCGACCUUCUGGCGUCGCUUCCCGCAGGCAGUGUGACGAUGCGGGAGUACUGCCGGCCUGGGUGGACGUUCCACUCGAAGGGCAUCUGGCUGUAUCCCCCAGACAGCGACAAGACCUUCCCCCGGUCGUCUGACCGGCUGCCGUGGGCCACUGUGUGCGGCAGCAGCAACUUCAGCCAGCGGUCGUCGUUUCGCGACCUGGAGCUGUCGUGCUUCAUUGAGACGGGCGAAGAGGAGCUCAGGAAGGACAUGGGCAAGGAGGUGGAGGCCCUGAUGGGUGGUGAUGGUGAUAGUGAUAGUGGUGGGUUUAGUCGGGGUGUGGGCGUGCGGGAGAUGAGGGGGAGGUGCCCUGGGUGGCUGAGGUGGCUGGUUGCCAAGAGCAGGGUCGGGACGCUGCUGUGAGCACAGCACGUGACGGCGGAUGGACAAACGUGUCCUGUGCGUGUG